AUGAAGGCCAUCGUGAGUGCAGCACUUUUCGCUUCUUCGACCUUGGCAUUUCCUUUCGUCUCGGAGAUCCCAGGCACAGAUUCCUCCCUCCUCGCCUCUCAUCGCAGACGGCAACAAGCAGGGACUGGCCCGGGCAGCGAGGCGACAUGUCCCAACAAUCCGAACCAUAAACCUGCUGUCGCAUACAACUUUGCCAAGUACCCGUAUAACGGAGCGCAGAAUGGUCAGAAGGGUCGAGAGACGGGAGGAUAUCGUGUCCCGGCCGUCGGAGAUACUGAUCAUCAGUAUAUCGCUCCCAAGUCGACGGAUAUUCGGGGACCGUGUCCGGGGUUGAAUACUGCUGCCAAUCAUGGGUUCCUUGCUAGAGAUGGAGUUGUCACGUACAAUGAGCUCGUCGAUGCUCAACAGAAUGUUUACAAUGUCGGUUACGAUCUGGCCAAUUUGCUUGCAACGCUCGGGGUGGUUAUGGAUGGCGACAUCGUUACUUCGAAACUUUCCAUUGGUUGCGAUGCCACGGGGCGCACGUCUUUCAAUCGUGCGUUGACGGGUAGCGAACCAGGACUGGAUGGUCAUAACAAGUUCGAAGGGGAUACCUCGCUCACCAGAAAUGACUACUUCCUGGGCAAGGGAGACAACUUCAAGUUCAAUGCGACACUCUUCGCCAUGAUGACCAGGACGACCGGAGGCAACUACAAUCUUCAAGGCCUGGCGACCUACCGCAAGCAGAGAUACGAUCAGUCCAAGCGCGACAACCCGAACUUCUUCUUCGGUCCGCUUAGCUUGCUCUUGUACGGAGCUGCUUCAUUCUUGUACGAGCUCUUUCCAUCCGGGACUCGAGGCUAUGCUCCAGACCUCCCAACCAUCACCUCGUUCUUCGUCCGCGAGAGGAUUCCAGAUAAUUGGACAAACCGUAAAGAUCCAUACGACAACAACAAAGUCACCGCGGAAAUCGUAAAGAUGUACUUGCUCCACCCAGUCCUGUUCGGCGGCAACACGGCUGCCGGUUCAUUCAAUGCUCUUCCUUCGAACUUCGGCGCCAUCAAGAACGGCCAGAUCCCAUCUACGAUCUCUCCGGCUGAGACUUCGUGCUUGCUUUAUCAGCUCGCGACGGGUUCGGUGCCGUCUUCCCUGAAUGGUGUCAUUACGCCUUCCGUCGAUGCGCUGGCCUUCGUGGCAAAGAAACUGAAUCCGACUUUUGGGAACCUGGGAUGUCCGAUCGCUUUGACUUAG
Messenger RNA from Pseudocercospora fijiensis CIRAD86, 1230 nucleotides. RefSeq lists its product as uncharacterized. The transcript has 4 exons. NCBI's taxonomy places the organism in Eukaryota, Fungi, Ascomycota, Dothideomycetes, Mycosphaerellales, Mycosphaerellaceae. Bases 1 to 1230 code for a protein of 409 amino acids. The record is from RefSeq and is a predicted model, not a curated record. Gene Ontology annotation, molecular function: peroxidase activity.